Messenger RNA from Penicillium malachiteum, 501 nucleotides. Its product is annotated as GNAT family N-acetyltransferase. Gene Ontology annotation, molecular function: acyltransferase activity, transferring groups other than amino-acyl groups. The transcript has a single exon. The record is from RefSeq and is a predicted model, not a curated record. NCBI's taxonomy places the organism in Eukaryota, Fungi, Ascomycota, Eurotiomycetes, Eurotiales, Aspergillaceae. The coding region runs from base 1 to 501 and encodes 166 amino acids.
AUGAUUGACCCAACCCAAGCUUCCCGACCCGGUCUUACCAUAGUCAGAGCAUCAUCGGAACAUGUCCCCGCCAUUAAAGCAAUGGUAGAUGCUUCAUACUCAAAGUAUAUUGAGCGCAUUGGAAAGCCUCCAGCUCCUAUGACUGCCGAUUAUGAAACGAUGAUCCAAACACACGACGUUUUUGUCUUACAAAACGAGAUGAAGGAAACUGUUGGCUCAAUUGUGCUUGGUGUUAAUCGCACCACUGAUUCUAUCGAAAUUGACAACAUUGUCGUGGAUCCUACGUCUCAAGGUCGUGGGUAUGGUCGAGUUCUACUAGACUGCGCGGAAGAGGCUGCAAGAUGCCAAGGCUGUACCGCGCUGACGCUUUAUACGAAUGUGAAAAUGUAUGAAAACCUUACGAUGUAUCCGAAGAUGGGAUUCCUGGAGACUGGAAGACGGACUGAAGAUGGAUUUGAGCGAGUUUAUUUUCGAAAAUUUUUGACUUCAUCUGAAUUAUAA